Molecule: messenger RNA, 3789 nt
Organism: Rhopalosiphum maidis (corn leaf aphid)
Lineage: Eukaryota; Metazoa; Arthropoda; Insecta; Hemiptera; Aphididae
Exons: 22
Molecular function (GO): protein binding
Source: RefSeq, a predicted model, not a curated record
GUCUGUAGUCUGUACUGCUACAUCUUAUUUUGGUAUACGGUCUGCAAAUCAAUACAUCAAUCAAACCUGUGCUCGAAGAACUGUCCUUAUUAGUCAUUGUUCAUGAAUAUUCAGUGGCAUAAAGAGAUGGAUGCACAGAGUUUAUCGUGUGAACACAAUGAAAUGCUAGUUACAAAAUCCAAUGGAUGUGAUCCAACAAACUAUAAAAAUAAAUCUCACUUGAUUAAAUUAUUUGAAGUCCUUCAAUCUUUACACAAAAAUGGUGUUUUAUGUGAAAUAAAAUUACAAGCAAGUGAUGGUAAAGUAGUAGUUGGGCAUAAAAUUAUUUUAGUUUCUGCAAGUCCAUAUUUCCAUUCAAUUUUUACUAGCUUAGAUGAAAGCAGUAAAUGUAUUGUCAAUGUAAAAGAGUUAGAUUUCACAGUUCUACAACUUUUGGUAGAUUAUAUUUAUACUGGAGAAAUCAAAAUCACUGAACAAAAUGUACAGGUUUUGUUACCAGCUUCAAAUCUCUUACAGUUAGAGUUUGUAAAAGAUGCAAGUGUCAAAAUUUUACAAAAACAACUAAAUCCUAUGAAUUGCCUUGGUAUCAGAUCACUUGCUGAUUUAAACAACUGUGUGGAAUUAUUGUCAAGUUCUAUAGAUUAUACUAAACAACAUUUUUUAGAAGUGGUUAAAUAUGAUGAGUUUCUAUCUUUAUCAUCUGAAGAAGUGAUUAAGUUAAUUUCUUGUCAUAAUCUUAUUAUUCCAUUUGAAGAAAAAGUAUUUGAAUGUGUUAUUAAUUGGGUAAAACACAAAUUAGGUUGUAGGUAUGAUAGCUUACCUAGAUUAAUUGAACAUGUGCGUUUGCCUCUAAUAUCCUUAGAAUACAUAAAAAAAAAAGUUGUUGAGGAACCUCUUCUUAAAAAUAGCCCUGAAUGUAAAGAUUAUGUAAAUGAAGCUUUAAAUUUUCAUAAACUUAAGACACAACAGGUUAUUACUAUUCCACAAACAAUUCGUAGUACACCUAGACUGUUUGGACAUAAAGUUGUUUUAGUGUUAUGUUUUUCAUCAACGAUGAAAAAGUAUUGCAUAAACUGGUAUGACCCAGUAACCAAAGAAUGGCAAGUUCCACUUAAAAUUAAUAAAAGGUAUUCUCCGUGUGCUCUUGCCUUAUUAAAAGAACAAUUUUUGAUUGUGUUGGGUGAUGAAUGUGGAUCAAAAUCUGUUGAAAUGCUCGAUUUAUCUUCAAACUUAUACUGUUGGGUAUCAAUGGUAGACAUGUUAGUUAGUCGAGAAUCUUUAGGUGUUGGCGUAAUUGACAAUUGUUUAUAUGCUGUUGGUGGAUCUGAUGAACUCAAUAUUUUAAAUAGUGCAGAAGUUUUUGAUGUCAAUAUUCAAGAAUGGCAAAUGAUAUCUAGUAUGUCUACUAUGAGAAGUGACAUGGGUAUUGAAGUACUCAAUAAUCUUUUAUAUGCGAUAGGUGGUUAUGAUGGUUCAUCGGCUUUGAAAUCUGUUGAAUGUUAUGAUCCCAGUAUUGACACAUGGACAACAAUUCCUGAAAUGUCUAUACGUCGCUUUGGUCCUGGGGUAGGAGUCUUAAAUGGUAAAAUGUAUGUUGUUGGUGGUCAUAAUGGACAAAAGUAUCAAAAAAGUAUUGAGACUUACCAACCAAGUACUGGUGUUUGGUCUUUUAUUGCUGAUAUGCACUCACAUCGAUUCAAUCCUGGUGUAUUUACAUUAAAUGGUUUAUUGUAUGUUUUGGGUGGAAGUCACGAAUUUGCUUAUUUGGAUUCUUUAGAAAUAUACAACCCAAAAAUCAAUACAUGGUCCAUUGAAACAUUAUCAAAAGGUGUUGGUGAAAUUAUUGACGGAAUUGUUAUUAAUAGACAACCACUUUUUAGUACUAAGUGUGUGUCCUUAUAAAAGAUGAAUGCCAUACAAAAUUCAUCAUGUAGUACUGAUCAAAAUCAAUUUAUGAAACCUGACAUAAAUGAAUCAAAAAGUUAUAGAAAUUGCUCUCACACCAUCAAAAUGUUUGAAGUCCUACAAUUAUUACGCAAAAAUGAAAUUUUAUGUGAUAUAAAAUUACAAACAGACGAUGGUACCGUAUUAUGUGCACAUAAACUUGUUUUAGUAUCUGUAAGUCCAUAUUUUCAGGCAAUGUUUACAUGUUUUAAUGAAAGCAAUAAAGAUAUUGUCAAUAUAAAAUAUCUGGAUUCCACUGCUUUACAACUGUUAUUGGAUUAUAUUUAUACGGGUGAAAUCAUGAUAAGCAAAAAAAAUGUCCAGGAUUUGUUACCAGCUUCAAAUCUCUUACAGUUAGAAUUUGUAAGAGAUGUAUGUGUUGAAUUCUUAAUAAAACAACUGAAUCCUUCAAAUUGUCUCAGUAUCAGAGCAUUUGCUGAGUUACAUGACUGUAUGGAAUUGUUGUCAAGUUGUGAAGCAUAUAUAAAAAAACAGUUUUUAGAAGUGGUUAAAUAUGAUGAGUUUUUAUCUUUAUCUUCUGAAGAACUAAUUUAUCUAAUUUCGAGUAAUGAUCUUAAUGUUGCAUUUGAAGAAAAAGUAUUUGAAUGUGUUAUUAAUUGGGUAAAACACGAAUUAGGUUGUAGGUAUGAUAGCUUACCUAGAUUAAUUGAACAUGUGCGUUUGCCUCUAAUAUCCUUAGAAUACAUAAAAAAAGAAGUUGUUGAAGAACCUCUUCUUAAAAAUAGUCCUGAAUGUAAAGAUUAUGUAAAUGAAGCUUUAAAUUUUCAUAAACUUAAGACACAAGAAGUUAUUAUUAUUCCACAUUCAAUUCGUAGUACACCUAGACUGUCUGGAUAUAAAGUUAUUCUUAUGUUGAGUUUAUCUCAAAGAACAAUGAAGUGUAAUGCAAACUGGUAUGACCCUACAACUAACUUAUGGCAGACUGCGGUUGGAGUGGGUGAAUGCCAUAGGCCAACUGGUCUGGCAAUAGUAACAAGUCAAUUUGUGUUUUCUUUGGGUAGUUUUUAUAUGUCUGAUUCUCGAUCUGUUGAAGUGCUUGAUUUAUUUUCAUAUUCACCCUGUUGGAUGCCAAUGGCUGACAUGUUAGUUUGUCGAUAUAAUUUAGGAGUUGGUGUUUUAAAUAAUUGUAUAUAUGCUGUCGGUGGAUCUAAUGGUAUUGGUAGUCUAAAUAGUGCAGAGGUUUUUGAUGUUAGUUUUAAAAAAUGGCGAAUGAUAUCUAAUAUGUCUACCAAGAGAAGUACUUUUAGUGUUGGUGUACUCGAUAAUUUAAUAUAUGCAGUAGGAGGUUAUAGCGGAUCAGAAAUUUUAAAAUCUGUUGAAUGUUAUGAUCCAAAUCUUGAUACUUGGACAUCAGUUGCAGAAAUGUCAGUAGGUCGCUUUGGUACUAGUAUUGGAGUCUUAGAUGGUGUUAUGUAUGUUGUUGGUGGUAAUAAUGGAUCAGGGCAUCUUAAAAGUGUUGAGGCUUAUAGACCAAGUACUGGAGUUUGGUCAUUUAUUGCUGAUAUGCACUUGUGCCGAUUCAAUCCUGGAGUGUUUGCAUUAAAUGGUUUAUUGUAUGUUAUUGGUGGAAAACGUGGAUCUACUUAUUUACAUUCUGUAGAAAUUUACAACCCUAACACCAAUACCUGGACCAUAGAAGCAUUGACAAAAAAUUUUUAUCAAAUCAUUGGUGGAGUAGAGGUAGAUAGGCUACCUCAGUUUAGAAUUCAUUAGCAUAAAUGACAUCAUUGUUUAUUUAUAUACAUAUAUUGUAACUGUAUAUACCUAAUGAUAAAAAGGUUAUAACAUUUUUACUAUUUUUACUAGUUUUAUCAAUUUUUAUUU